AUGAGCCUAGUAGAAUCUCAGACGCCAUGGAUAUGGACCCCAAUAGAGAGAAACUGCCUCUCUCUCCUCCAGGCCAAGCCCCCUCGCCGCGCUGCCCUCCUCCAAAUCCACGCUUUCAUGCUCCGGAACUCCCUUUUCACCAAUCUCAACCUCGUCGCCAAGCUCAUCGCCGCCCUCCCCUCCGCCGACCCACACGGUGGCGCUCGCCACGCCCGCCGCCUGUUCGACCGGACGCCCCACCGCUUUUCCGACGCCUUCCUCUGCAACACCAUGAUGAAGUCCCACCAGGCCUCCCGCCAGUUCUCGGAGGCCAUUGCCCUGUACGCCCGCCUCCAGAGAGCGGCGGCGGGCUUCUCGCCGGACAACCACACCUUCUCUACCCUGGCCAAGUGCUGCGGCAUCACCUCCUCCGCUCGGGAGGGGAUCUGUGUGCACGGCCACGUCAUCAAGUACGGGUUUGAGUCGAACAUGUACGUAGCGACCUCGCUGGUCGACAUGUAUGGGAAGCUGGGCCAGAUGGGCCACUCCCGGAAGGUGUUUGAUGAAAUGCCCGAGAGGAGCCCUGUCUCGUGGACUGCCCUCGUGGCUGGGUACAUCAGGAAUGGGGACAUGGGGACUGCAAAAGAGCUUUUCAACCUAAUUCCUGAACGCUGUAGGGACACGGCCGCGUACAAUGCGGUGAUUGACGGGUAUGUGAAGCUGGGGCAGAUGGGGCCCGCCAGGGUCCUGUUCGACUCCACACCGGACAGAAACGUGGUGUCCUGGACGGCCAUGAUCGACGGGUACUGCAGUUGUGGUAACGUGGAUGAGGCUAGGGUGCUAUUUGAUACCAUGCCAUGCAGGAACUUGUACUCGUGGAAUGCAAUGAUCGGAGGGUAUUCCCGGAACAAGCGUCCCAAUGACGCUGUUUCUCUAUUCCAGGAAUUUCUGGCUGGAAACUUUUUCGAAAUGGAUGACGUCACGGUCGUGAGCGUCCUUCCCGCCAUUGCAGAUUUGGGUGCUCUUCAUUUAGGGAAUCGGGUUUAUGAAUUCGUCAAGAGGAAGAAACUGGAUAGGUAUGCAAAUGUUUCGACUGCACUGGUCGAUAUGUACGCCAAGUGUGGGGAAGUCGAGAAAGCCCGAAGAUUUUUUGAUGGCGCUCGAGCAAGAGAGACGAGCACUUGGAAUGCCCUGAUUAACGGUCUGGCUCUCAACGGGCGUGCAAAGGAGGCAUUGGAUGUGUUUGUGACCAUGAGGGGAAACGGGUUCAAGCCGGAUGAGAUUACCAUGCUUGGCGUCCUCUCGGCCUGUAACCAUGGUGGUCUUGUGGAGGAAGGGAAAGGGUAUUUUCGUAAAAUGGAGAAAUUCAAAUUGGUUCCUAAAAUCGAGCACUAUGGCUGCCUAGUGGAUCUCUUGGGACGGGCCGGGCGUCUGGAGGAAGCCGAGAGGCUGAUCGAGAGCAUGCCUUAUGACGCGAACGGGAUUAUACUUAGUUCUCUUUUGUUUGCGUGUGGGUGUGCUAAGGAUGUGGCCAGGGCGGAGAAGGUGGUUGAGAAGGCGUUUGUGAUGGAGCCGGCUAAUGAUGGCAAUUACGUGAUUUUGAGGAAUUUGUAUGCAUCCCAAAGGAAGUGGAGGGAUGUGGAGAGGAUCAAGAGGCUGAUGGUGGUGGGAGGGGCUAAGAAAGAAGCAGGCUGUAGCGCAGUCGAGGUCGAUGGACAACUUUGGGAGUUUAAUGCGGGAGAAGGUGCGCACCCGCACGCGGAGGUGGCACGAUGGGUGUUGAAUUGGCUGCGGUUUCACAUGGAGGUGCGGGGCGCACUUGUUGAUGCAGCCAUGGCAGAUGAGACUCUUACAAAUGAGGAAAUACAAGUGACAGAGCUCUCUGAGGAAGCUCAAGGCAAUGGGGUUCCCAUUAAGAUAAUAGAAAAGGAUAUUGCUGAAGAAACAAAGAAAGAUGAGGAAACAACCCUUGAUGGGGAAUUCAUAAAGGUGGAUAAAGAGUCCCUCGACGUAAAAUACCGUUCAAACGCUGAGGAAAAAUCGUCUGCGGUCGAGCACACAAAAACAGAUCCCGAGCCCACGCGGGAGCUGCUGGAAUCACAGGAAAAAAUCAAGGAGCUCAAAAGUGAACUGCAAAGACUUUCUCACUCGGCAAAGGAGGCUGAGUCCGAGAACACCCACCUGAAGGACGAACUCCAGCAGACCAAAGAGAAGCUCCUAGAAUCUGAAAAGAAGCAUGAGGAGCUCGAGGUCAGCCAUAACGACCUGCUCGAAAAAUUCACGGAUGCUGAAAACAGGUACCGUGAUCAGCUCAAGACUCUUCAGGAGUCGUUACAAGCUCAUGAAGUGAAGCACAAGGAGUUGGCCGAUGUGAAAGAGUCCUUUGACCGUUUGACCCUCAAGCUCGAGACAUCUAGCAAGAAGAUUCAAGCGCUGGAGCUUGAAUUGCAAAAUUCAUCUGAAGAAGCCCGGAAAUACGAGGAGCUGCACAAGCAAAGCGGUUUAGAUGCUGAGGCUGAAACAAAAAAGGGUUUUGGAAUUCGAAAAUUUGCUUGA
Molecule: messenger RNA, 2535 nt
Organism: Striga hermonthica
Lineage: Eukaryota; Viridiplantae; Streptophyta; Magnoliopsida; Lamiales; Orobanchaceae
Source: the annotation of a GenBank genome assembly